This is a messenger RNA of Plasmodium vinckei vinckei, 2460 nucleotides long. Its product is annotated as conserved Plasmodium protein, unknown function. The coding region runs from base 1 to 2460 and encodes 819 amino acids. The transcript is spliced from 2 exons. The record is from RefSeq and is a predicted model, not a curated record. Lineage: Eukaryota; Apicomplexa; Aconoidasida; Haemosporida; Plasmodiidae.
AUGGGGGACAUUGACAACGUAUUAAUAAGUAUCAAAAAAAUAGAAUCAAUAAAAGAAUAUUUAACUCAAUUUAAUAAUACUAUACAAAAUGAGUUUGGAUAUUUUUGCGGAAUAAAAAAUAGAACUAUAAAUCUGGGAAUUAAUUUAAAUGAAUUCGAUCAAACUAUAUUUAAACGUUUAUAUUCAUCAUGGAGAAUGGAAGAUCUUAACAAUUUUAAUGGAAAAAGUGUUAUAAGAAUUAUGGAAAGAAACCCAUAUGUUAUAUUCUUUUUAUAUUUUUUAUUUAUUUUUAUUAUUGUUUAUUUAACUUCAUUUAUUUUGUAUACUAAAUGUUUUAGACGGUUACUGAAAAAAUUAUUUAAUUCAUCUAAAAAUGAUAGUAAUAAUAAAGAUAAAGAAGAAGAAUGGGCCAAAUCAAAUAAAGCAAAUAGAAAUUCGGUUAGCACAAAUAGCAAUAGCAUUAAAGAUAAUUAUAAUAAUGAACUUGACGAACUUAAUAACAUUAAUGAAAAUGCAGAAAAUAAUAAUGUCAUAAAGAUUGUAAAAAAAAGAGGUUAUAGAAUAAUAAUGAAUUUGAUCAUAUGUUGUUUUCUUUCUUGUCUUAUUUGUUUAGGAGUUUUGGGAAUGGCUAUUUUUAUAGAUGUACAAAAAGGAAUUAAUAUGAAUAUAUGUGGGUUAUCAAAAACAAUUGAAAAAUUUCUUGUUGAUAAAUGUCCCGAUACAAAAAAUGUAAAUUCGGAAUGCUAUUCUUUAGAACAUGUUGUUACAGAUGCUAUUUCUAUAAUGAAUCAAUAUCAAACCACGAAGGAGUUUAUUAAAGAUAAAACAAAUUAUAACACCAAUCAGACCUUUCCCGUCAUUUUAAGAUAUAAAACCGGAUUCAACAUGCUAAAAGUGCUUAGAAACAACAUCGAUAAAAAUAAUAAAAAAUUAGAAGAAGGAUAUCUUCAUACCUAUCCAGUUUUAAAAGUGCUUAGAGAAUCUUUGGACAAUAUUAUUACUAAGGGAGAUACUUUAUUAAGCCAAGCUGAAUCCAUUAUUGAUACUUCAAAAAAUGAAAUUUCGAAAAUAUUUAAUGAUGUAGAUAAUACUAUAAUUAGUGCAGUAAAUAAAAAUGUUCCCGACUUAAAAACAAAAAUAGAUCAUUUAGAACGGCUUAUAAAAUCAUAUGACAAAAAAUUUAAAAUCCGAUAUAUACUAAAUAAAUUUACAGCCAUAAUGAUGGCUUUAAAUAUAAUGAUAAUAUUAUUUUCAUUAAUUAUAUUAAUAAUAAUGUUAGCCUCUACAUAUUUUGUAAUAAAAGGGAAAUCAAUGGAUAAUAAAUAUAUUUCAGAUUUAUUUGGUUGUUUUAGUGGGGCUUUUGGAUUCUUAGCAAUUAUUGUUUUAGCAUUAGGAACAACCUUUUUAAUUUUAUCUGUUUUAGGUGGAACUAGUUGUAUUAUAUCUGAUCGAAUAUUAAAAAAUGAAUUUACUUUUGACUUUUUAAGUGAAAAUAAAAUCGGUUAUUGCUUAAAAAAUCCAAAUGGAGGACUUAUUGAUCGAACUGUUACAAGCCAAUAUAUGAAAUCUCUUGAUUCAUUAAACACAACGGAUUUAUAUAACAGUAUUGCACAAUAUAACGGUGAUUUUGAUAAAAUUAAGGGAGAUUAUAAAAAACAAUCAACAAUGAUAAAAGAUUUUAUAUGGGUAAUCAUUCCAACAGAUAACAAUGAAAUUAUAAAUCAAGCUAAGGCCGAACUUGUUAAAACAUCAUUACAAGGAACAUGUAUAACAAGAGAGAAUGUUCAAUUUGCAGAUUAUCAACUCAUGGGAAUAAAUUCGUAUAUGACAUAUUUAAAUAGAAUUGGAUUUACAGAAGGUUAUGGAAUGUGCUUUGAAGAUGAUUCAUGUGCAAAUGACAACAAAAAAUAUAAUAUCAAUUAUGACUCUAAAGUUACCGACGAAAAAUAUAUUACUGUUAGAAAUAAGAAGAGUCUAAUUUAUUCAGAUGAAGAUGUUGAUAGUGUACUUCAAAUAAUGGCAUUAAAAUCAAAAAUUAAUAAAGAUAAAAUUUUUGAUAUUAGCGAUUUAGAUGGGAAAAAAACGGAAAAAAUAACAUGGAAAGAAUAUACACCACAAAAUGAGCCUGGAGGAAAUAAGACAUCCAUUGUUCAAACAUAUUUUGAAAAAUCUAUUGAAUAUAUAAAUUUUGAAAUCAUUUUAACUUUACUUAGAGAAGUUAGUGAACAUAUAAAUAUAUUUAAAAAUCUUAUUAUCGAAAAAAGUAAUUCAUUAAUAGAAAAUACAAAGUGUAGUAGAUUAAUAAAUCUAAUGGCUAAUGUAAGACAUAAUUAUUGUGACAAUGGUAUUUUAAGAAUAACUCGAUUAUCAGUCAUACUUAUCUCUUGUGGUCUUGUCUCUUUUUGCCUUUGGUACCUUUUCCUUUUUUUUUGGAUAUACUAUCAAAUGAAGAUUAUUUAA